AUGGAUCUCGAUAUCGAGAUGGACGACGCCGUCGACACGGCCCCCGACGCGCCCGUUGCCGAUCUCGGUCGCGAUGACAUCCUGCAGCCCGACGAACCAGAAGAGCCUGGUGAAGUCGCCGACGACGAGCCCGCCACGGACGACUCCAAGAUCCUGAUCCCCAACAAGAUUCACAUCCGGGGCGUCGACACACUGCACACCUCGGACAUCAAGGCCUACGUCAAGGCCCAUUUCGGCGACGUCGAUAGGAUCGAAUGGAUCGACGACUCGUCUGCCAACCUCCUCUUCCCCUCCGAGCCCACGGCGCGCGACGCCAUUGUCGCGCUGAGCUCCGUCCCCGUGGCCGACGCGACCGCCCUGGCAAUUGGCGAAUCCCUCCCCGCGAAGCCCUUUGAGGGCAAGCCAGAGAUUUCUCUCCAAGUUCGCUUCGCUGUCGCGAGCGACAGGAAGCAGGCCGGCGCCGCCCUCCGAAGUCGGUACUACCUCCUCCACCCGGAGCACGACCCCGAAGAGCGGCGCAGACGCAACCAGGAGAACCGCUCCAGGUAUAGAGAUCGCGAUGGUGAUUAUCACAGGAACGGUGGCGGUAGACGGCGACGAAACUCGGACGACGAGGUAGAGACUUAUGAAGCUAGCAUGUACGACGACGCGCCCCGUCCGGAACGGAGAAGGCGCGAUUCGGACUUGAUAGAUGAACGACCGCGCUCAUACGCCCGUGAGAACCGAGGAAAGGAGCUCUUUUCCGGCCGGAGGUCACAGCGAGAUCGGUCUGCUUCGCCGGUUCGCGACGGUGACGGUGAUGACCUCAUGGGCGAGCGAGCCAGUUCUUCCGGCAACAGAAACAGGGCGCGCGCGCUCAAGGAUCGCGGAUCAGCAGACAACAGCGCCAAGGAGCUGUUCCCGGUCAAAUCGUCCAUUAAACAGUUUGGCGGAGGCAACCUGGACCACCUCGAGGCAGCCAUAGGAUCGGCGGGCCUGAGAGAAGAGGAUCGCCCCAAGAUCGUUUCAGUGCCGACCACAAAGCCCAGGGGCAGCAGCGCGUUUAAUAUACGCGGCAUGGCGAACCAGCAAGGCAGCGGCGAGGGCUUCUCCAUCAAGGGAGCCGCGGGGGCUAACGCUCGAGAACUGUUCCCCUCCAAGCUGGGCGGGAGCAACGCGGGCAAGGAGCUGUUUGGCGGUGGGAGGUCCAAGCAGCGGCAGAAGGCCGAGGACCUCUUCUCCUAG
Molecule: messenger RNA, 1224 nt
Organism: Fusarium falciforme
Lineage: Eukaryota; Fungi; Ascomycota; Sordariomycetes; Hypocreales; Nectriaceae
Exons: 2
Coding region: 1-1224 (407 amino acids)
Cellular component (GO): nucleus; cytosol
Molecular function (GO): mRNA binding; RNA 7-methylguanosine cap binding
Source: RefSeq, a predicted model, not a curated record